Molecule: messenger RNA, 654 nt
Organism: Lathyrus oleraceus (garden pea)
Lineage: Eukaryota; Viridiplantae; Streptophyta; Magnoliopsida; Fabales; Fabaceae
Exons: 1
Coding region: 1-654 (217 amino acids)
Source: RefSeq, a predicted model, not a curated record
AUGAAUAUUGAUUCACUUCUCAAGGAUCUUGGAUUCAAGAAAUGUGAAAUGGAAUAUGGUGUGUAUAUGCAGCAUACUUCUGAUGGCAAUGUGAUUCAGGUGUGUCUUUAUGUGGGUGACAUACUUCUGACAUGGAGUUGUACUUUUGAGAUAAACAAGUUCAAGAAGGUGUUGAUGAAUGAAUUUGAUAUGACUGACCUUGGAAGUAUGGUAUAUUUUCUAUGGAUGGAGAUUUUGCAUUCUGAGAAGGGAAUUAUUAUGCAUCAACUGAAGUAUGAACUUGAAUUGCUGAAGAAAUUUGAGUUGUUGAAUUGUAAGUCAGAAGUCACACCUGCUAAGACAAAUCAUAACCUAGACUCUGAUUUUUAUGGAGAGGAUGUAGAUGAUAUACCCUUUAAACAGUUGGUUGGUUGUCUGAGAUAUCUAUGUAACAACAGGCCUGACAUAUGUUAUACAGUUGGAAUGGUGAGUAGGUUUAUGAUUAAACCAAAGUGGUCAUAUUAUCAAGCUACAAUCAGGAUUCUGAAUUAUGUAAAAGGAACUUUGAGGCAUGGAAUUUUAUUUCCAUCUGGAGUAUCAGGUGAUGCUGAGAUGAUAUGCUACUCAGACUAUGACUGGUGUGGAGACAUGGUAGAUAUAAGAAGCACUACAUGA